Molecule: messenger RNA, 606 nt
Organism: Rattus norvegicus (Norway rat)
Lineage: Eukaryota; Metazoa; Chordata; Mammalia; Rodentia; Muridae
Source: RefSeq, a predicted model, not a curated record
GCCCCGGAACCAGGCCGGCCGCGCGGGCCCGCGCUCCCCGCCAGCCCGCAGCCGCACUCACCAGCUCCGGAAUCCGCCCCGUGGCCCUCGCCCGCGCUCCAGAGCCGGCUGGGAACGGCGGCGGCGCGGGCUCCAGAGGCGUCCGGUCGCAGACUCUCUUCGAGGCGCUUCCUGUCCGUACCACAGACUCAACCAUGACUGUUCAGAGGAUCUUCAGGCUCUCCUCUGUCCUUCGGUCAGCAGUCUCUGUGCAUUUGAGGAGGAACAUUGGUGUUACAGCUGUGGCGUUUAAUAAGGAACUUGAUCCUGUACAGAAACUCUUCUUGGACAAGAUAAGAGAGUACAAAGCAAAGCGACUGGCGUCUGGAGGACCUGUUGAUACUGGCCCAGAAUAUCAGCAAGAGGUGGACAGAGAGCUUUUUAAGCUUAAACAAAUGUAUGGUAAAGGAGAGAUGGAUAAGUUUCCUACCUUCAAUUUUGAGGAUCCCAAAUUUGAAGUCCUCGACAAACCCCAGUCCUGAGGAACAUACAAACCAUGUGGUAAUUUGUCAUGACUUAGUUGUACAAUUAAUCUAAAAAAUUCAAAUAAACAUUCACUUCACAGUU